CGCACCGGCAGUGGGUUAGCGUCAGGGUGUAGGUCGCGCUGCUCGUUUGAAUUGCGUGAUCGUAUGUUCAACGGAACAAUCACAUUCCUGUGAAGUAUGCCUAUCUAUAGGUAUCUUUGAUACAUACCGUCAAUGUAAAUAUAAGUUAUAAUCGCCAUCAAAGAAAAAUAAUCUUCACUUGCCCGCAUCCACAGUGACCGCCCAAAGCUCAGAGAUGUCGCAGCACGGCGCCGCGCUGCAGACGUUCAACAUCGAGCUGGUGAAGACGGUGGAGGAGCUGAAGCGGCGCCAGCUGGUGCUGGCCGAGGAGACGGCGCGCGAGGAGUGUCAGCGUCAGCAGCUGGAGCAGCAGGCGGCGCAGUUACAGGAGCAGCUGGAACGCGUUACGGCCAGCCUUCGCCACAAACAGGAGCUCAGUAGGGAGUACGCGCGCAUCAUUAAGGAGGCCGAGAACGCCUACCAGAAGAUCCUGGAGAGCUCUCAGGCGCUGCUGUCCGUAGUCAAGCGCGAGACAUCGCACCUCAGCGAGGUGGCCAAGGCGGAAAAGAAGGCCGCACGAGGUGUGGACGCCACGGGCGACGGCAAAAACAAACACUAGCAAGCCCCGACCGGACAGAAGUGUGGAGCGUUACCUCACGUGCAAUGAUUUAAUCACAUUUUACUUCAUGUGCCAGUGAUGUGAUUUUAUACGUAAUGUUGCAUUGACAUUUCGGGUCCAAUCUGUCUGCACUUUUAUAUUGUUUUGGAAACUGUGCUAUGCAUUCGCCUCAUUUUGUAAAUAAAAUCACUUUUACAA
Pollicipes pollicipes is the source of this 796-nucleotide messenger RNA. Its product is annotated as Sjoegren syndrome nuclear autoantigen 1 homolog. The transcript has 2 exons. Gene Ontology annotation, cellular component: ciliary basal body; centrosome. The coding region runs from base 215 to 598 and encodes 127 amino acids. The record is from RefSeq and is a predicted model, not a curated record. Lineage: Eukaryota; Metazoa; Arthropoda; Thecostraca; Pollicipedomorpha; Pollicipedidae.